UAAAUAUGAAUGAAACAUUCUUUAUCUUGAUGAUAUUGACUCGAUUUUUGGCUAUGACGUCAGCAACGCUGAGUAAUGCAACAAACAUUUUGCAUCAAGUUUUGCUUGACGGUUACAACACAGAUAUAAGACCAUGUCUCGACUGUCCGACUCCCCUAUAUAUAGGCGUAUCGUAUCAUCUCACUGCAUUGAUAAACAUGGACGAACUUGAAGGAGAGCUUCACUCUGUUGGAUACCUAGAAGUUGUGUGGGUAGAUGAACGGCUUAGGUGGAACCCGUUGGUGAAUGGUAUUGGAAGUGUGAUGUUCUCUCCGAACAAAAUUUGGGUACCACCGCUCAUCUUAGGAAACCCUUCGAGGGAGAUCAGUCGUCUAAAUGCCGAUAGGGUCCUUGCGCGGGUUUUGUAUAACGGUACUGUCAUUUGGCAUCCAGGCGAUGUUUUUAACACAAGAUGUUCCUAUGAUAUAUACAGAUAUCCUUUCGAUAAGCAGAUGUGUUGGAUAGCGUUCACACCUUGGUCAUAUCAAGCAAACGAAAUCAGACUAUAUUCGGCAGGCGACAAGGUCGAAACUCCUUACUACAAGGAACACGGCCAGUGGAAGCUAGGAUCUUUAUCUGCGUCAGAUUACAUCAGUAAUGACGUAUCCUUUGUACAGUUUGACAUUUGGUUUACCAGGAGAUCGGGAUAUUUUGUAGUUAACAUUAUUUUACCAAUAUGUUUGCUGGCAUUUUUGAAUUGCUUAGCCUUUGUGAUUCCAGCAGAAAGUGGCGAGCGAAUAUCAUAUACGGUAACAAUGUUGUUAUCUUUCGCAGUUUUCAUGACUCUAGUUAGUGACAAUGUACCAAAAACAUCCGCCCCAAUGUCUUUGCUUUGCUAUUUUCUCCUUGCUUUGUUCAACGGAAGUGUUUUUAUCAUGAUCUGUGUAAUGUUAAACUUGCGUCUGUUUUACAGAGAGUCUUCAACCAAAAUGUCGUCUGCUUAUACUCUGAUUUACAAAAUGGCUACAUGUUGUAAAAUACGAAAAACUAAUGUGUCCAAGACUCGUAAAAACAAAAUAGCGUCUAUUCAAAAAGAAAUAAAAGGAAGACAAUUUGGACACGAGAUGGAGGAACCAUUCGCGGAGGCUUCUUGGCAGGAUGUUGCAGGUGUUUUCGACAAAAUAUGUUUUAUACUGUCACUGAUGUAUUUUAUUUCCAUAACUGUUGCAAUUCUUAUUAUAUAAAUAAACUAGUCGAUGACUCGCACAGUGCAUACACCGGCGGUCUUCUAAAUGUGUUGUCUGUUUUGUACAGAAUGGUUUAAAAUAUUUGCCACGAAUUACGAUUUUAAAGGUGUUUCUUCGAUCAAUUCAUUUCAAUGAUUCGUACUUUCACAAAAAAUGAAGAAGUGUGAUUCAAGUAAUACCAUUGAACUCUUAGU
Mercenaria mercenaria is the source of this 1420-nucleotide messenger RNA. RefSeq names its product acetylcholine receptor subunit beta-type unc-29-like. The record is from RefSeq and is a predicted model, not a curated record. NCBI's taxonomy places the organism in Eukaryota, Metazoa, Mollusca, Bivalvia, Venerida, Veneridae. Gene Ontology annotation, cellular component: membrane. Gene Ontology annotation, molecular function: extracellular ligand-gated monoatomic ion channel activity; transmembrane signaling receptor activity. The transcript has 2 exons. The coding region runs from base 6 to 1223 and encodes 405 amino acids. Gene Ontology annotation, biological process: monoatomic ion transmembrane transport.